AGUUGGCAUCAUCCUGUCAAGAGUUUGCCCAUUUCAACUUGAAAAACAUAAGAUUAGAGCAUUUCUCAUUCUCUGCUACUAAUAGCUUUAAUCUUCUCUUCUUCAUCUCAUCUCACUCUUUGUAAUAUGUCAAUAAGGGCAAAACUUGCAAUUUUGGGCCUCCUUGCCCUUGCUAAUGCUGUUAAUGCUGCAAGACGUGUCACCACGCCCUGCAAACCCUCUUCCUGCGGAGCUUUAACCAACAUCAGCAGCCCUUUCAGAUUAAAAGGCGACCCUCCCGAGUGUGGCGACUAUGAACUAGUCUGUGAAAAUAAUCGCACCAUUUUGCACGAUCCUGAUUAUGGAAGUUUCUAUGUUCAAGACAUCUUUUAUGAUGACUUGUUUCCUAUAAUUCGAUUGGUGGAUGGAAGUCUGAAGAGUGAUGAAUGCUCCAUUCUUCCCAAAUCCUUUCCAUGCGGAUCUGAUUAUAUGUAUUAUUUAAGUUGCAAAGUGGCCAUCAACUCUUCACUCUACGUAGAUGCCUCUCCUUGCGCCAACGCCUCCUUCUCUCCGCACCCUUUCUUUUAUGCUCUAGUUGGCGGAGACACACUCAACGCUACUGGUUUCCAUGAAUCCUGCACCAUAGAAGUCCAGGUUCCGCGACCCUUUCAGCUUCAGUCCUCCAAUAUCACCGGUCUCUCUAUUUUCGAUAUUCACCGGAUGUUUCUCAUGGGUUAUGACGUGCCGUGGCAUUGUGCACCUUAUGCUGGUUAUUUUGAUUCCAGCAACGAAAUUACACUUGGAAAGAUAUUUUGGUGGUUGGUUCGUAUCAUUCCAUAUUGUGUUAAAUUUUUACAAACAUUUUAUUCCCUCGGCAAUUUUCCGAUUCCAGCUCGCUCACAUACCUUUGCAGUGAACAAUGCAGUUAUCCCUACUGCUACUAUUAUCGUUAUUGAUCGUGAUUUCUUCAUAACCGUGGUUAUAUUCGAAAUCAUCACAGGAGUAUAUAUUUUUAUUAGAACUCUAUUGGGGGUUGCAUGCUUGAUUGCAGUUGUGCUAAUUAAAUUUCGAAGGAGACAUUUGUCUGUGGAUGAUACAAUUGAAGAAUUUCUUCAAAUGCAAAAUAAUUUAAUGCUUAUCAGGUAUUCUUAUUCCGAAAUAAAGAGAAUGACAAAAUGUUUUAAGGAUAAAUUAGGACAAGGUGGUUAUGGUUCAGUUUUCAAAGGAACGCUUCGAAGCGGGCGUCUUGUUGCAAUAAAAUUGUUAGAAAUGUCAAAAUCACAUGGGCAAGAUUUCAUCAAUGAAGUUGCCACCAUUGGAAGGAUUCAUCAUGUUAAUGUGGUACAAUUGAUUGGUUUUUGUGUAGAAGGAUCAAAACAAGCACUUGUUUAUGAUUUUAUGCCAAAUGGUUCUUUGGAUAAGAUCAUAUUUUCAGGAGAAAGAGACACCACUUUAGGUUGGGAAAAAACAUUUGAGAUUACAAUUGGUGUGGCCCGAGGAAUAGAAUACUUGCAUCGAGGAUGUCAAAUGCAAAUUUUACAUUUUGACAUCAAACCACAUAACAUUCUUCUAGAUGAGAACUUCACUCCCAAAAUUUCGGAUUUUGGCUUAGCAAAACUAUAUGCAGUAGAUCAUAGUAUUGUGUCUCUCACUGCAGCACGAGGUACUCUCGGAUAUAUUGCUCCAGAAUUGUUUUACAAGAACAUUGGGAGUAUCUCACGUAAGGCUGAUGUUUAUAGCUUUGGAAUGUUGUUACUGGAAAUGGUGGGCAAGAGAAGGAAUUUGAAUGCAUUUGCUGAGCAAUCUAGUCAAAUAUAUUUCCCUUCAUGGAUUUAUGAUCGAUUUGACAAAGAGGAGGAUUUAGAGUUAGGAGACGUCACUGAGAAUGAAAAGAAAAUUGUAAGGAAGAUGGUCAUAACUGCUUUUUGGUGCAUUCAGAUAAAGCCUACUGAUCGUCCUUCAAUCAGUAAGGCAUUGGAGAUGCUUGAAGGUGAGGUUGAGCUACUUGAGCUGCCCCCAAAACCUUUUCUAUUAUCUCUUGACAACUCAUCCAAAGACUUUGCAAGUAACAAUUUGGAAGAGGAGCCCACGAUGUCGACCCUUGAUGCCACCAUCAAGGGCAUGGAAGUGCCUCAAAUGUAAAUACUGAGAUUUAAAAUAUGGAACCUUUAGCUUUAAUCAGUUCUACUCCAUUGAAUUAAAUAUUCAGGUAUAAAAACUUUAAAAUAAUUGUGUUCAUGUAAUUUUAUUAUGUGUUAUUCUUGUAACCUUUUUUCCUAGUUUCAAUCUGAGUUGUGUCUUUAUUUAGUUUUAUUGUAAUCAAAUCCAAUGAAGUCAAAUUAAGAAUAACGUCUUUUUUAUACGUAGAAUUGUGGAUAUGCAAAAAUACAAAAUAUGUUACAAUAAUAAUUACAAAAAGGUCAGCCCAAGAAAAACAAACAAAUAGACAAAAAUAGUGAACCCAGUGUUUAUUUAUUACCUAAGUCUUUAACAAUUGGAAUGACCACUUUAAUACAAUGACUAGCCAUAAAGAAAACAGAGUUGAUGAAAAAAACAUCUCCUGAUUUAACAAAUUUGAAUAAAACUUAAUCAUUUAAUGUAAAGUUAAGUGCAUGUAUCUUGAUUAAUAAUUUGGGUUUGAAUUUUUUUUUUCUUCUAUUAAGGAUAAAGAAAAAAACGAUAGAAUAGGUUAAUAAAACAUGAUAUUUAGCAACAAUAAAGAUGGUCUGUUUAUUGGAAAAGGGCUGUCUUUGUUGUUGAUGAGUCCCUGUUUGCUGCCCAUUUAGGCUUGAAUCCCCCUUCACAUUUAUUAUCUAUAUAUAGAGAGAAAUAACUCUUUAAAUUCCCUCAUUUUCUCCCUCAAUUUUCCCAACAUUAAUACAGAAAACUAUAGGGUUUCAACGUAUGGACAAAAAAGGAAAGCUUACUCAAACCAGUUUCAGGUGCCACCUCAAGCACUCAACUACUCUCAUGUGCCCUAAUCAGACAACAUGCAGAAAAGUAUUGCCAUUUUAAGGUACUACAUCAUUCAUUUAUACUAUGAUCAAGAAGAAACAUGACUCACAUAAAACAUGAAAUGUGCCUGAAAUUCUCAAAUGACAAGACAGAAGGAAACCACAAAUUUAAGAUCAAAAUUCCAGUGCAAUCAAGUAUAUAAAAAGAAGAAAAGAAUGAUAGGAAAAAACUG
Messenger RNA from Theobroma umbraticum, 3166 nucleotides. RefSeq lists its product as uncharacterized. Lineage: Eukaryota; Viridiplantae; Streptophyta; Magnoliopsida; Malvales; Malvaceae. Gene Ontology annotation, molecular function: polysaccharide binding. The record is from RefSeq and is a predicted model, not a curated record.